Messenger RNA from Sus scrofa (pig), 675 nucleotides. It is a transcript of the gene FXYD2, whose product is annotated as FXYD domain containing ion transport regulator 2. Gene Ontology annotation, biological process: regulation of sodium ion transmembrane transporter activity; monoatomic ion transport. Gene Ontology annotation, molecular function: sodium channel regulator activity. Gene Ontology annotation, cellular component: membrane. The record is from RefSeq and is a predicted model, not a curated record. NCBI's taxonomy places the organism in Eukaryota, Metazoa, Chordata, Mammalia, Artiodactyla, Suidae.
UCAGCUCCCCCUUCCUCAGAUGCCCUCGGGGGUCAGAGAGUGCCCCCCACUCUCACGUGGAUCCCGUGGAUCUUGGCCCAGCCCGCCCUCAGGCAGGCGGCCCCUCCUUCCUGCUUUGUCUCUUCCUGCCCGUGGGCUUGGCCAGGGCGUGGAGCCACGAGGACACUCCUUCCAUCCCGGCCCUUGGUCACCAGCACCUCCCGACUUUCCUUCCACUGAGGACACAGCCAGCAGCUCCUGCCAUGGACAGGUGGUACCUGGGCGGCAGCCCCAAGGGGGACGUGGACCCAUUUUACUACGACUAUGAGACAGUCCGCAAUGGGGGCCUGAUCUUCGCGGCCCUGGCCUUCAUCGUGGGGCUCAUCAUCAUCCUCAGCAAACGACUCCGCUGCGGGGGCAAGAAGCACCGGCCUAUUAAUGAAGACGAGCUGUAAUGAGAGAGUCGGCUGUGCCCCCAUCGCAGCGGGGCCGCGUGGGAAGCCUUCCCUGGGCCGAGGACCUUGGCCCUCAGCACUGCCAGGCCUUCGGGCUGAAGGAUGCUCCAGGCUCCCGGGACCCCUGGGUGGGCACCACCUCCUCACACCCCGUGCAGAUAAUAAAGCCAGCCUCCUUCUGUCCUGUAACUGCCACCACUCACGCCUCCACACUGGAGUAAAUACAGCCCCAUCCAUUGUU